AUUUGUUCUUUGCCUAUUACUCGUGUGCCUAUACUCUUACCUUAUGCGGUUAAGUAGCGUUGUUAAAGAAACAUCGAGAAACAAUUUUCAAAAAGGAGUGGUAAUAAAUAAGUAAAAGCACUGCACGCAAGCUCCAAACAUGCAACCUCAAAUAAUUCUAUUGAAAGAAGGUACAGAUGCGUCUCAAGGAAAGCAACAAAUUAUAUCCAAUAUAAAUGCAUGCCAGAUAGUUGUGGAUGCUGUUAGGACCACUUUGGGUCCUCGAGGCAUGGAUAAACUUAUAGUCAGUCAAGAUGGAAAAGGCACUAUUUCUAAUGAUGGUGCUACCAUCUUGAAACUGUUAGAUAUUGUUCAUCCAGCUGCAAAAACUUUAGUAGACAUUGCAAAAUCACAAGAUGCGGAAGUGGGAGAUGGCACAACCAGUGUAGUUCUUCUGGCAGGAGAAUUUCUGAAACAGAUGAAGCCAUUUAUAGAAGAGGGUGUACACUCUCGUAUAAUUAUCAAAGCUCUUCGUCGUGCUCUUCAGAUAGCUAUAGAUAAAAUUAAUGAAUUGAGCGUCAAAAUAGAUAAAAAUGACAUCAGCAAACAUAUGGAACUUCUAGAGGAAUGUGCAGCUACGUCUAUGAGCUCUAAGCUGAUACAUCAACAAAAAAAACAUUUUAGCAAACUAGUUGUCAAGGCUGUCAUGAUAUUAGACGAAUUGCUUCCUCUUAAUAUGAUUGGUAUUAAAAAGGUUUCCGGAGGUGCGUUAGAAGAUUCAGAGCUGAUCCAAGGUGUGGCAUUUAAAAAAACAUUUAGUUAUGCUGGAUUCGAGAUGCAACCGAAGAAAUAUCAACAUUGCAAGAUUGCAUUGUUGAACAUUGAGUUGGAAUUAAAAGCUGAACGGGAUAACGCUGAAGUACGCGUGGACAAUGUGACAGAAUAUCAACGAAUUGUCGAUGCGGAAUGGCAGAUUUUGUAUGAAAAACUUGACCAGAUUCACAAGAGCGGCGCAAAAGUAGUGCUGUCGAUGCUACCGAUCGGUGAUGUCGCGACACAGUAUUUCGCAGAUAGGGACAUGUUUUGCGCUGGCAGAGUGCCUGAUGAGGAUCUUAAGAGAACCAUGAAAGCAUGCGGUGGCGCAAUUUUAACGACUGUGCACGACAUUAAAGAUUCUGAUCUCGGAAGAUGCCAGACUUUCGAGGAGAAACAAAUCGGUGGUGAAAGAUUCAACAUCUUCGAACCUGGUGAGGAAUAUUCAGGAGCGAAAACGUGCACAUUCAUUCUACGUGGAGGCGCGGAACAAUUCCUAGAAGAGACAGAGAGAUCUCUUCAUGAUGCGAUCAUGGUUGUCAGACGCUUGGUGAAAAAUGACGCAGUCGUUGCUGGUGGUGGAGCCAUUGAAAUGGAACUUUCCAAGACUCUGCGCAAUUAUUCCCGCACCAUCGCCGGCAAGGAACAGCUCUUAAUAGGCGCAAUAGCGAGAGCUCUCGAAGUUAUCCCGAGACAACUUUGUGAUAAUGCCGGGUUUGAUGCAACAAACAUUUUGAACAAGUUGCGUCAGAAACACCAUAAGGGCUUACAAUGGUACGGCGUCGAUGUCAACACAGAAGAUAUUGCAGACAAUAUGCAGUGUUGCGUCUGGGAGCCGGCGAUAGUGAAGAUCAACGCGUUAACGGCCGCCACCGAGGCCGCCUGCCUCAUAUUGUCCGUCGAUGAGACUAUUAAGAAUCCCAAGAGUACUCAGGAUGGUCCACAGCCACCGAUGGGACGCGGCAUAGGCAGGCCUAUGUAAUUUAUCUGUCUAUUUACGACCCGCAAGGAUUUGAAAGCAUAAUGAAAUAAAAAGCUUACAUAACUCACAAGUACGAGUACUGUAUUGCGUUUUACAGUCUUAUUUCUCAUUGUCUUUUAUACACACUUGUAUUUAUAUGGAAUUGGAAUAGAUGAUUCCUCUGUGUUUAAAAUAAAUACUUGUGAAAGCACA
Molecule: messenger RNA, 1966 nt
Organism: Pseudomyrmex gracilis
Lineage: Eukaryota; Metazoa; Arthropoda; Insecta; Hymenoptera; Formicidae
Gene: CCT7
Product: T-complex protein 1 subunit eta
Exons: 6
Coding region: 140-1774 (544 amino acids)
Biological process (GO): protein folding
Cellular component (GO): chaperonin-containing T-complex
Molecular function (GO): ATP hydrolysis activity; ATP-dependent protein folding chaperone; ATP binding
Source: RefSeq, a predicted model, not a curated record